GCAACACCUUCACGUCUUCUGCUUCCAGAAGUGCCCUACUGGAUAGAAAAUAAAAUAAAUAAAUAACAAUUUUUUAAAAAAGAAAUAAAGAAAACGGGCCACCAGACGGAGAUGAGGAAGUGUUGAUAAAAGCAACGAAACAAUGGAUGACUGAAAAAAAGAAAUACUGACUGCUUAAGUUUUUCCCGGGAGCGCAGCGCCACAUCACUGUCUGACUUUUUUACGCAUUUUUUUAAAACUCGAAUUAUUUUCUGUCAUCUUUCCUGGCAAAAAAAAGGAGACAACGUUUUGUUUGGAUUCUUCCCUCUGAAGACUACACAGACUACCUUUCGGAGGAUUUUAUUAUUUUAUUUUCGAUAUUUUUAAAGACAGAAAAUCCGGCCAGAGAUAAAUCCUUCUUCUCCAGAGACGCGUGUUGGGGAUGUUGAGUUCUGUGAAGAUGGAAGCCCAUGAUAUACCAGAGUGGAAUACUUUCUACAGCGAGGCCAGCGAGAUGUAUUCCUCUCCCAGCACCAUGAACUCUGGUCUGGGCUCUAUGAGUUCUAUGGGAACCAUUAACAGCUACAUCAACCUGAACCCGGCCACCGCCUCCCCAGCGGGUAUGAACAUGGCGUAUCCCAGCUCCAGCCUCAGCAGCUCCCCGUUGGCCUCCAUGAGCUCCGCGCCGGGCCACAUGUCCCUCUCCCCGGUGGCCUCGUCCCUCAGCUCCGGCUCUCUAACCCAGCUGGGCCCCGCUGCUCCGGGCCCGCUGGGCUCUUUGUCCCACUACCAGAACAUGGGCCAGUCUAUGGGCCAGCUGGGGUACGCCCCCAGCACCACCCUGAGCCGGGCCGGCCCCAAGGAGAUGCCUCCCAAACCCUACCGCCGCUCCCUGACCCACGCCAAGCCGCCAUACUCCUACAUCUCCCUCAUCACCAUGGCGAUCCAGCAGAGCGGCAGCAAGAUGCUCACGCUGAACGAGAUCUACCAGUGGAUCAUGGACCUGUUCCCCUACUACCGCGAGAACCAGCAGCGUUGGCAGAACUCCAUCCGCCACUCGCUGUCCUUCAACGACUGCUUCGUGAAGGUGGCCCGCUCGCCGGACAAACCGGGCAAAGGCUCCUACUGGACGCUGCACCCGCAGUCGGGCAACAUGUUCGAGAACGGCUGCUACCUGCGGCGCCAGAAACGCUUCAAGAUCGAGGACAAGAUGGCGAAGAAGGCCGGCAAGAGCCAGGAGGGGGGUUCUGGGAAAGGAGGCCACAGCGAGCACCUGGUGGAGGACCGGAGCCCCACGGGGGGAUCGGAGGGAGCCGACUCGGCCCACUCAGACAACUCCCACCCGGGCUCCUCGGACGACCAGCCUCACCCCAGGAACACCCUGGUUCCUUUAGACUGCCCUCCGCUGACCUCCUCACACCUCCACAGCCCACCCGUCUCCCUUCCUCCAUCCUCCUCCACCUCCUCCUCCAUCCCUCCGUCCUCCUUGUCCCUCUCGGGCGCCUCCACGGCGUCCAACCCGCUGCUCCACUCCCAGUCUCUGGCCGGUAGCUCCCACCUCCUGCCCAGCGCCAUGCAGCAGCACAUGGACCUACAGAACGAGGCCCUCAAGUCGCUGGACCCCCACUACAACUUCAACCACCCGUUCUCCAUCACCAACCUCAUGUCCAACGAGCAGAAGAUGGACCUCAAGUCCUACCAGGACCAGGUCAUGGCCUACAACAGCUACACCAGCGGCUCUCCGGUGGGGGCCAAGCAGAUCUACGACAGCCCGGGUCCGGCCGCCAUGGACUCCGGCGCUUAUUACCAAACUCUGUACAGCCGCUCGGUGCUCAACGCCUCCUAAUGUGGACGCUGGCACCCGUCCGCUGAGGUGAACCAAGAUGGAGACUUCUGUUUCUAAAAUGGACACCCGACCUCUCGCUAUCUUCCUCUUUCUUUCCCUCUCUGGCUCACGUCCAGCGGCCUUGACAGAGACUCACAUCUAAAAUGGCCGCCGUGUUUGAGGGACCAAAGAACAUUUUUCUUUUCCAAACAAGGAGACUGGCUGGUUACAUGGAGGACAGAAAAAAAGUGAUUCGUAAGUCAGAUCCCAAAAAGAGGUUUGUAUAAAAUGUAAAUAGAGGCAAUGUUGAGGAAGGGGGAGAAAGGAUAUUUGCAUUUAUUUAUGAAGGGAAUAAAUUUUAAUAUAUCUCGUAUAGCGCUCUGUCGACCAGUUACAACCCAAAUGUGAGGCUUUUCUUUUUUCUUUUUUUAAACCGAGAAGUUUCAGGUUACUGCUUCAGGCAGGUGUUACUGCAGAGGGAGACAGUUAAAUUCAUGGUUUUUUGUGUGUGUUACAGCAUUUCUGAUCAGGAGCUCAUGAAGUUGGUUGAUAUGAAGAAGAAUAAAAAAAGAAGUAAAGAUAAAAGACAAAGCAACUGUGGUAAAAACAGAAAAAAGAGAAGAAAGUUCUGAUGUGUUUCUCACGACUCAAACUACUUUAUUUCCUACAUGAAAGCAGUAAAAGUGGAUGUAUUUUUACAGACUAGCAGCUGGUGAGGUGCAUGCAGUUGGUUACUAAAACAGAGGCGGGAGGAGUGAUGCACUAUGGGAGGAUUUACAUACAGUACUUUGCACUAUGGAGCUCCCACUGGCCAGGUGGGCUGAUAGUGUGUGUGUUUGUGUGUGUGAGUGUGUUACAACAAUACUUCGGAACGCCCUCCUUUACACUGUCAAUGCAUCGGCUCAAUGGGGAUCAGCGUAACGAUGUCAAAGGGUGUCGGAUGACCCUCGGAGAAAAAAAAAAGGAAAAAAAGUGCCUUUUCUUCAAACGACUGCUGAUCUGAUAAGAGAUCAAUAUAUCGAUCUGUUGAAGGAUUCCUCCGUGCAAACCACAGAGGACGCAGAAGUUUCAGGUCACAUGUUGUGGAACAUUUAGAUUUUUAAAAGAACGGUCUUUUUAUUUAAGCUACGUUUCUCUUUCGACCUUUGAAAGUGUGCUGAUAUAAUAUAUUGUUUUUUUGUUGUUGUCGUUUCUGUCGGUUUAAACGUGAUUAAAAUGAUUCAUGUUUCAUUUUUUCUUAUUAAAAAGGCAAAAAAUGUGGGGAGAAA
Messenger RNA from Amphiprion ocellaris (clown anemonefish), 3072 nucleotides. It is a transcript of the gene foxa3, whose product is annotated as forkhead box A3. The coding region runs from base 422 to 1825 and encodes 467 amino acids. The transcript is spliced from 2 exons. The record is from RefSeq and is a predicted model, not a curated record. Gene Ontology annotation, molecular function: protein domain specific binding; transcription factor binding; DNA-binding transcription factor activity, RNA polymerase II-specific. Lineage: Eukaryota; Metazoa; Chordata; Actinopteri; Pomacentridae. Gene Ontology annotation, biological process: regulation of transcription by RNA polymerase II; anatomical structure morphogenesis; cell differentiation.